Pistacia vera is the source of this 1557-nucleotide messenger RNA. RefSeq names its product UDP-glycosyltransferase 83A1-like. Lineage: Eukaryota; Viridiplantae; Streptophyta; Magnoliopsida; Sapindales; Anacardiaceae. The record is from RefSeq and is a predicted model, not a curated record. Bases 188 to 1552 code for a protein of 454 amino acids. The transcript has 2 exons. Gene Ontology annotation, molecular function: UDP-glycosyltransferase activity.
GCUUUAGCAGAUUGUAUGAGAAAACGAAGAAAAAAGGUUCCUAGAUUUUCAUUGGAACACAAUGGUCCCCUUGUCAUUUAUUAUAUUUUCUGUUUUUUAUUGCUCAUGUAACGUUCCUCCCUGAUAUCCCUAUAAAAAUUGGCAAUAAUCUCAAGAAAAUAAUGUGCAUAGCAAAAGAGAGAGUCAAAUGGGAAAUCCACAUGUUUUGGUUAUACCCUAUCCAGUACAAAGCCAUAUAAUUCCUUUAAUGGAGCUUGCACAAUCCUUGGCCAAAGAUGGCAUCAGAAUUACAUUUGUAAACACUGAGUAUACUCAUAAGCAAGUCACAGAAGCAUUGGUAAAGAACGAAGGUGUAGGGAAUCAAGUUCAUCUUGUUUCAAUACAAGAUGAACUUGAAUCUCCGGAGGACAGGAAUCAAUUAGAGAAGCAUGUCGAAUCAGUCCUCUGGAUCAUGCCAAAGAAAGUCCGGGAGCUCAUGGAGCAAAUUGAUUCAUCUAACAGUGAUAAGAUCACUUGUAUUGUUGCAGAUCAAAAUUUUGGAUGGGCCAUGGAAAUUGCAGCCGAGAAGGGUCUAAAGCGAGCUUUCUUCUGUUCCACUGCAGCCACACACUUGGCUUUAAGAUUUAGCAUUAAAAAGUUGAUCGAUGAAGGAAUAAUAGAAAAUGAUGGAACUCCAACGAAGAAACAGAUGUUUCAGUUGUCACCAACCAUGCCUGCCAUGAACACAGCACACUUUGGGUGGGCCUGCAUUGGCAACAAGAAAGUACAGAAAUUGUUUUUUGAAAAUGUGAUUAGAAAUAAGAGAGCAAUAAACUUAUCAAACUGGGUGCUUUGCAAUUCAACUUAUGACCUUGAGCCUGCAGCAUUUAACUUUGAUCCUAAGUUCAUACCAAUAGGCCCACUUUUGGCAAGCAACCGCUGUGGAAUCUCUGCAGCAAGCUUCAGGCAAGAAGACUUGACUUGUUUGAAAUGGCUUGAUAAACAACAACCGCAAUCAGUCAUAUAUGUUGCAUUUGGUGGUACAACUAUUUUUGAUCGAACCCAGUUCCAAGAAUUGGCCAUGGGGCUUGAACUCUCCAAUAGACCAUUCCUCUGGGUUGUGCCUCCUGAUUGCAUAGAUGGCAUGAGUGAUCCCUUUCCGGAAGGAUUUCAAGACAGAGUCGCGACUCAUGGGUAUAUAGUUAGUUGGGCGCCUCAACAGAAGGUUCUGGCACAUCCUUCCAUUGCUUGUUUUGUAAGCCACUGUGGAUGGAACUCCACCAUGGAAGGUCUAAGCAAUGGUAUCCCUUCCUUGUGUUGGCCUAUGUAUGGAGACCAGAUGCACAAUGAGAAUUACAUUUGCAAUGUUUGGAAGGUUGGAUUGGGGUUCAACCGAGAGGAAAAUGGGAUAAUUAUGCGAGAAGAAAUUAAAAAUAAAGUGCAGGAACUGCUUAACAAGGACAUAUACAAGGCAAAUGCUUGGGACCUCAAGGAAAAGAUGAUGAAUAACAUCAAAGAAGGUGGAGCCUCCUACAAUAAUUUUAAGCAUUUUGUUGAAUGGCUGAAGGCCUAAGAAAA